Drosophila persimilis is the source of this 2306-nucleotide messenger RNA. RefSeq lists its product as uncharacterized. NCBI's taxonomy places the organism in Eukaryota, Metazoa, Arthropoda, Insecta, Diptera, Drosophilidae. The transcript is spliced from 2 exons. The record is from RefSeq and is a predicted model, not a curated record. Bases 25 to 2277 code for a protein of 750 amino acids.
ACGAACAGACAUAUAGUCUAUAAAAUGCCCCGUUCUGGUAAGGAAGGGAACGGGUACAGGCAUAGUAAUCUACGAUUGAAGGAGAUCUUUACCCACAAUGAAGAUGAUAGGCUCCAUACUGAAACGACGCGCGCCAAGAAGGGCAAGGAUGACGAAUAUAGCAAAGAGGAUAAUAUACACUAUAUACAAAAAGAGGACUCCAAUAAGGGGUACACCGAAGAAGUCGAAGAAUAUUCCAUAAAGGAUCACUAUACAAAAAAAAAAAACUCUAACAACACAAAAUUUACUAAAGAGAAGACGUCAAUCGAUCCGAAAAUCGUCAUGGCCUGCUGGGAAAAGGCAGAUGAGUAUGUGAAUCAAAUCAUAAAAGCUCAGGAUGCUGCUAUCGACCACAAUACCAAUGCAUCGGACAGAGAGCUCAAGGAAAAGGCCUCCAAAAGGAACUUCUAUCACAAGGCAGAGGCCCAAAUUAGGCCAGAUAUUUGCUACUCCUCCGAACAGCCUUCCGAACAGGCAAAUGAUUACUCUGACAGCAUCCUCAAAGAAGAAAUAGACUCUUCGAGUGAUCAGGAUACAACGGCUUGUCCAAGCGACCAAUCCACUGACAAUUCUUUGAGCUACAGUCAAGUAUUUAGCGAGAUUUACGAAGAGUCCAUAACGCGUCAACAGAGGGCGGACAAACUCUGUCGUGCCUACAAUCUGAGUAAAUCUCCACACUAUGCCGAAUAUAGGUCCUAUCGAACGGACGAAGAAUCGGAGGCAUCCACAUUCAGGAGUUUGAGUUCCGAGUGCUUCAGCGAUGUGGCACAUAAUCCUGAAGAAGCUGAUGAUCAAGCGACAGAUGUGCUCAAUUAUGAUAGCAUCAAAGCAAAGUUCGUCACCUCUUUAGAAACUUUUUAUAAUCCCGAACAUGAGGAGCAGCAAGCGGGUCCGGAAGAGGAGACUACAGCUACAAAUAGUAGUGUCGAUUCGGAAUGCUCUAGCGUUUCUGGUAAUAUAUCCCAAGAUUCCGAUGAUCAGUCUAGUGGUGAGCUCGAUUACGAUGCUCUCAUUCAGGAGCAAUUGAGGAUCAUAAGCGAGUAUGAAAACAAGGAUGCCCUAGAUAGCGUGAGGAGCUCAUUUAGACGAUCGAUAACCAGCGAUGUGGUAGAGUUUGAUUCAGGGCAGAGUGGAGAAAGUGAAGCGCAAUCGCAUUGUAGCUCUAAUGGAGAACUAUCGCCUAGGCUUUCACCAAGGCAAUUAGCUAGCAGCUCGAGCUCAACAAGAAGCCUCAAAGAAUUAAAUGCAGGGCCAAGCCAAUUAUAUUCGUUUCGAUCUCUCAAAGACCGGUGUGAAUACUCUUCUCGUGGAAUACCAAUAAAAUCACAAGAACUCAGAAAAAUUAACGAGAAUAUCAGCCCUCAGAGAGAUCAACUCACGGAUCAGGAGGAGAUUUUGGAAGCGGAAAGCAGUGACAGAGAGAUGACAGAUCGAACCUACAGCGACAGUUCCACAUCAUCAACGAUAUCGCUAGCUUCCGUACGAAGAGAUUAUCUGUGCGGCAGCACAGGUCAUCAUCAUUAUCAUCAUCAUCGUCGUCAGCGUCGCCUUGAAAGUGUGCCCAAGGCAUAUCGAGAUCGUGGAAGUAGUCCCAUUAACAUUAAGACGGCGCGAUUCCGCCCCAUGUCGGAGACAGUUGACAGUCAAAAUGAGAAAAGUACGGAUAGUUUCAGUACCAAAUCGAUUGCUUCCAUUGCGAUACAAUAUCCCAGCGAUGAUGAGCAGAAGGAUCCGAAGACGUCCCGAAGUUGCUUGGGUGUAAGUUUAUACAAUGCUGAUGAGGCACUGGUAGAAUUGGCAGAUUUCAAUUGUCCUUUGGUCAUGGGUGAGAGUUCAGAUUACUUGGACCUAUCGAUCUCCGACGAUGAGGAUCACAUCACUUCUAAGCUAUUGGCUGCAGCUCUGACCUCCAGAAGUAAAAGUAGGAGCACCAGUGCCAGAAGCACUCCCAAAGAUGACCAUGAGUCGAUCAUGAGCUGUAGGCCAAGAGUAGCGUUCAAGCGACGCUCAGAGACGGAGGAGGGCCACUGUAGGAAAAACCGUUUAUAUAGAAUAGCCGAGGGCAUUCUGAGUGCCUCUUUGCAAAGAUAUCAACAUAUGACAGUGGAAUACGAGAUGGCCAGUGGAGAUGAUGAUGAUGAUCCAUUACAUUUUGAUAUCUCUUGCAAGAUUCAGACAUUGGAGUUCAACAAGAAGUUCCAGCAUCAGCUGCAUUCUCUCAAAGAGAUUUUUCAAUGAAUCGUUAUAGCCAAUAUAUAUUUUGUAUG